CGGGACUAACACGGUAGGUGUGAUAUCAGGCGAAAAGAGCAACCAACAGAACAUUUGUGCACGACAAGACAAGUUGCAGGAUUAACCCAAACUGAUCACACAGAACCAGGCGUAGAGCGACCGGAACAUUUUUUCUUUACAGAAAGAUAAUUAUGGCUACUGAGGGAGAUCCGACUGACUUUGUGAAAGUUCUUCAUCUGCUGGUGAUUUCCUUCACUUGGGGAAUGCAGGUGUGGGUGUCUUUCAUAGCAGGUUUUGUGCUGAUUUCUCAGGUGUCCAUGCACACAUUCGGUCUUGUGCAAAGCAAGCUGUUCCCAGUUUAUUUCUACUGUCUGCUGGGUGGCAAUGCAGUCAGCCUCGCCGUAUAUGCUGUGUAUCACCCUAGAGAACUGCUCGAUUGGCAUGAAGGCAUACAGAUGAGCCUGUUCUUUGUGGCUGUGAUUAUGGCUGGUCUGAAUGCGCAGUGGUUUGGUCCGUCUGCCACAGAGAAUAUGCUGGUCAUGCAGGAGAUCGAGAAGGAGCACGGUCUGGGAAAUCAAGUGGGCAUGAGCUCCAACAGGGAAGGAUACACCAAACUGCGUGAACAGGACCCCAAAUACAAGGAGCACAGAAGCACCUUCUACCGCUACCAUGGUCUGUCCAACCUCUGCAACCUCAUUGGCUUUUUCUGCAUUACCGUCAAUCUCAUCUACCUGGCCCUCAAUUUGGGAACUAUAUGAGUACAGACAGACAGAUAUUUUUCAAGAUGAUACGUUGUCUGUUUUCUACUGUCGAGUUUUUUUAAGUAUAACAAUAAGGCUUCUAGUUUUUAUAUCGAAACACCAAGGAUGAUGAAUAUUACAAGAAUGAUUGCUAAGGGACAGUUCAUCCACAAAUGAAAAUUCUGUCAUAAAAUAAUCACACUGUACUUAAGACCUGUUUGAGUUUCUUCUGUUGAACACAAAGGAGAUAUUUUGAAGAAAACUGGAAACUGGUAACCAUUGACUUCCAUAGUAUUUGCAACCAUGGAAGUUAAUGAUUACAGGUUUUUUAACUUUCUACUAAAUAUCUCCUCUGUGUUCAACAGAAGAAACUCAAACUAGUUUUAAAGUGAAGGAUGAGUAAAUGAUAACAGUUUUCAUUUUUGAGUGAACUAUCUCUUUAUAUAACUUCUAUUUAGGCCUGCGUUUCUAUCAGUUUCAUGCUCAACCUUAACUGAUAAUAUUAUGGAUAUUCACAGUAUUUUGUCCCUACUUUAAUAUGUUUCAAAGUGGGUAAUUGCACUGAAUUGUUUAUGAUAAACAGAAAAUGUAUGUAAACGAGUGAUAAUAUAGCUGUUUAUGAUUGCUUAAAUAUUAUUAUUAUUAUUAUUAUUAUUAAUCUUAUUAUUUGUUGGUUGUGUAUGCAUUAUGAUUCAUGCCUUUACACUUCAAUGUGAACAACACAUGUAUUACACCAUUUAGAGGGCUGUUUUUAGAAAUUUGUGGACCAGUUUUAGACGUGUCAAUGAUUAAAUAGUUUACAUUUUAUUAGAAACGGAAAGACACUAAAAUGGCAAUUAAAUGCCAACUUUCAAGAAGCAACGUUGUAAAUGGACCUCUGAUCCAGUUUGUAAGAUAUAAUGUUUGAACAGCAGAGUAAGUUUCCUAUUUUCAGUGUGGACAUUUUGUGUGUGUUUGGGAAUUUUUGACACUGAACAAAUGUGUUUCAGGUAAAAGCACAAGUGUCAAAUCCAGUUCCCGGAGGGCCGUAGCACAGUUUAGUUCCAACCCUGCAUCAACAAACAUAAGCUGCGGUCACACUGCACUUUUCUCCCCAUAGACUUCCAUUCAUGAUGGAACUCAAUUAGUUUGAUCAGGUGUGUUUAAUUAGGGUUGAAACUGAACUGUGCAGAGCUGUGGCCCUCCAGGAACUGGAUUCGUAGGAGCUACUGAAACGAUCUACACUUAUGUCUUUAAAAUCAGUACAUCUUUAGCUGAUGUUGAGUUUCAAUUACAAAAAUAAAAGCACACUUUGAGUAGUCUGAAAGAUCUACACAGAUCUAGCAUGCUUUGUUUUCAUUUGUGUUUACUGUUGCUGUGUCACAUCGAUUACAAUUGUAUGUACAGCGUCUUAUGUAUCAAGUACUAUGGCUGGGCAGAUUAACGAUAUUAAAUCGAAUCACGAUAUAAUUUGUCAAUAAC
This is a messenger RNA of Danio rerio (zebrafish), 2162 nucleotides long. The record is from RefSeq and is a predicted model, not a curated record. Lineage: Eukaryota; Metazoa; Chordata; Actinopteri; Cypriniformes; Danionidae.